CACUUGUUCUUCUAUUUGAAGAUUGGGAUCGUAUCUAAAUAUCCAAUAUGGAGUUUGGCCAAAAACCCACCAAAAACAGGAGGAGACAAACAACCAAACCAGAAAUCUGGCCCCGUAGCUAGAAAGCCUAGAAUCCACGAUCCACGGCAUCCAUGAUCCAUCACCGCCGUCCGCCCGUCCGUACCCCACGAAACCGUUCCAAAACCAUUCAGCGGCACAGCCCCCCGCAUAAACUCCCGGCGCAGAGCCGCUCGCCGCCGUCCUCCGUCCCCAAUUCCCACGCGGAACCUCCCAAUUCCGCACCCACCGACCCACCGGCGGCCACCGCCGAUGGAGACCUAACAGUAGAGCCGCUCCUACCCCCAACCCAACCGGGCAGAUCCACCUCCAUGGAGACCGAGCGGAUCCGGGAGCUCAUCCUCCUCACGCUCCGCGCGCCGCACUCCCGCCUCGCCCUCGUGGGUGGCAACCACACCGCCGCCCGCUUCUGCACCCGCUAAGCUCGCCUCCUCACCCUAUCCACGCCGGCCUUCUCUUCACCGCCGUCUCAUACGGCAAGCGCUCUUGCUCAGCUCAACCAAGGCGUCCGCGAUGCCGGCCGACAGCGUCGUGAUCCGUCUCCCCGGCCCGCGCGCCCUCCGCGUGCUCGCGCGCUCCGUGCUCUUCGCCGUCGCGCUGCUCUCCCUGCCCUGGCUCCGCAGUGCCGAGGCGCCCGCCCGAGGCCGCGCCGUCGACACGUGCGCCGCAGCCGCAGCCCAGGCGGAGCUCCUGCUCCGCGACCUUCGCCAGGAGGGCCUGCUCGCCCACGGCGCCCGCGCCGUCGUCCUCGGCGCCGAUGGCGACUGCGAUCCGCCCGCCCCGAAGCAGGACCAGGACAGCGUCCUGCGACCCGUCUCGCUGCGUCGGAUGCUGAUGAUAGGAGACUCGUCAGUGGACUUUCUGCUGGAUUUCGGGUACUUCAGCGAAGACGCUGACAGGUUCGCCUUCGCCGAUCGGGUGCUCAAGCAUGGAGGCAUUCUUGCCGCCCCAAUUGACUCGCUGAGCGCGUUCAGCUUGCCGCAGAACUACCGCGUCAUAUACAUCCAUCGGUUUGCCGAGGCUUUUGUUGGGGUCAAGAAGAUUGCCCCCGCAGACGACGACAACAGCCAUGCCGGCACCAGAACAGAGCUCUCAUCACCUCCUUCCCUGAAGGAUGGGGUGCUUUACAGUCAGCAGGCUGAGACUACCAAUGGUGAAUUCAAGAACAUGGCGAGGAAGCUCUUAUUACUUUCAGACAUCACUGGAAUUCCAGCGGCAUACAAACGUAAAAUGUUGGUGAAGAUGCUCCGUCAGGAUCAGAAGAGUUGAUUCUGCAUCUUUUGUGGAAUGUGAAAAGGCUGGUCCUUGCAGUGGAGUAAGCUGUUCUAGCUUCCCAAUCCCAGGAGAGCAGCAACAGCACAUCAGUUAUGGGCUGAACCGACUGCAUACACAGUGAAUGCAUGGUAGUCAUUGACAAAGUCAGUGAACCAGCAUGAAUAUUCUUAUCAGUUGCAGUCUAGUAAGCUAUGAUUUGUAGUACCUCUUAGCAUCUGGUUUGUUCUUGCUGGGUUUUCUUCUCUUCAGUUGUUGUUUGCUAUACUUCACUUGGUAAUAAGUCUCUCAUCCCAUGUAUGAUGUAUCAUCUGUGCUGAUCUGUGACGUUCAUAGCUGUCUUCGUGUUC
Messenger RNA from Sorghum bicolor (sorghum), 1700 nucleotides. RefSeq lists its product as uncharacterized. The transcript has a single exon. NCBI's taxonomy places the organism in Eukaryota, Viridiplantae, Streptophyta, Magnoliopsida, Poales, Poaceae. The coding region runs from base 592 to 1347 and encodes 251 amino acids. The record is from RefSeq and is a predicted model, not a curated record.